CUCUCUCUAGACUUCUCUCAUAUUAAUUCAUUAGGUAUAAUAACAGGUCUGCAGAGGUGUGGGAAGAGCUGUAGAUUGAGGUGGACUAAUUACCUCCGGCCGGACCUUAAGCACGGCCAGUUUUCUGACACGGAGGAGCAAACUAUAGUUACCCUCCAUUCCGUCCUUGGAAAUCGGUGGUCGGUAAUAGCGGCGCAGCUGCCGGGGCGUACGGACAACGACGUGAAGAACCACUGGAACACGAAGCUGAAGAAGAAGCUCUCCGGGAUGGGGAUCGAUCCGGUCACGCACAAACCCUUCUCCCACCUCAUAUCUGAGAUCGCCACCCUCCCGCCGCCGCAGGCGCCCAAUUUGGCGGAGGCGGCUCUCGGCUGCUUCAAGGACGAAAUGCUCCACCUCCUCACCAAGCGCCGCAUCAACAUCCAGCUCCAGCACCAGUUCGGUUCGAAUCCGGCGGCAGGAGGCGGCGGCGGAAUCAAGCACGAGGAGCAGCAGCAGCAGCACAAGGACGAAACAAUCGAGAGGAUCAGAUUCGGGAUGUCGAAGGCCGCGAGAGAGCCGUCGCCGACGAACAGCAGGCCCUGGGGAGACUCCGCCGCCGCGUACCACGGCGGCGGGGGUUUCGGGUGUUUUCCGGCGGGAUCUGAAUCAGGGUUUCACUACGAGCUGGCGUCGCUCGGCGGCGGGGACGACGGAGAUAUGUCGCCGUGGAGCCAGAGCGUGUGCAUGGGGAGCACGUGCGUGGCGGCGGCGGCGGCGGUGGCGGAGCAGGAGAGAGUCGACGGCGGAGAUAAUGGGGAAGAUUCUGGAAGCGGGAAAGAAGCGGGAAAUAAUAUAUACAACUCUGAGUGCUCUUUGUGGGAUUUACCCACCGAUGAAGAUCUAAUGAAUCCUUUAGUCUAAGGUUGACUUUCUGGUCAAAUUUAAAUUAUAUUAUAUAUAAUAU
Molecule: messenger RNA, 946 nt
Organism: Erythranthe guttata (spotted monkey flower)
Lineage: Eukaryota; Viridiplantae; Streptophyta; Magnoliopsida; Lamiales; Phrymaceae
Source: RefSeq, a predicted model, not a curated record